UCGGGGGAGCAUCUGGCGAAGAGACCCGGACUGUGCGAGAGACGCUGUGAGAUCUGUGCACCCUGCUCUGCAAGUUGCUACCAUGGAGAUGAGCCGAGCUGGAGAGGCGAGGAGUAAGGGCGAAUCUUGCACCACGUGGAGUGCGCUGUCCUCAGAGGGCACCGCCUCCAUCUGCAACAAAUCACCGCAAGAAAUCAUGGCUCUCUUUGGCCCUCACUUGACCCACCGUGAGAAGCUAGAACUCGCAGCCAUGCAGGAAGUGUGGUACUUUGCACUUUGCAACAAAUCUGAGGGAUGCAACAAUGAUGGAUACGACGACCAAGAACGAAAUUACAUUCUGUUCCGGCAUGAGCACCUCCGCUAUCGCUAUGAGGUGCUGAAGAAGAUUGGAGAAGGAGGUCAAGGCCAGGUGAUCCAAUGCCUUGAUCACAAAAGAAACAUCCUGGUGGCCAUCAAGAUCCUGGUGUCACCAUCGAGCUCCAAGCAGGAAACAUACCAGAAGAUGGAGCUCCAGAUAGCUCUGGAACUUCAGGACGAGGGCAGUGAUGAAGAUUUCAACGUCAUCAAAGUCCUGAACAUAUUUCAUUUCAGAGGACACUACUGUAUCGUCAUGGAGCUGUUGAAGGAGAGCCUUCAUGAAGUGAUUAGGAAUGCGGGGCUCCGGCGGUUGGACAUGGCGAUGGUGAAAACCUACACCAGGGGCAUCCUCAAGUUCUUGCGCCACAUCAAUUCCAGGAAAAUCGUCCACGCGGACAUCAAGCCUGAAAAUGUUCUCGUCAAAGACACCGUGACUGGCACCGUGAGGAUCACGGACUUUGGCACGAGCUUUUUCGUGGAAAGUCAACCUAUGAAUGUUGGUGGCACCCUAGAAUACUUGGCUCCGGAGCUGUUGCUGGGCUAUAGCUUGACAUGUGGAGUGGAUAUGUGGGCGCUGGGCUGCACGGUGGCUGAGUUGGCGACGGGCAGGGAAUUAUUCCGGUCCAACAGCCACGAAGAUCACCUCCCGCGCUGCAUAGAGAUUCUGGGGAUGCCUCCGAGGUACAUGGUGAAUGGAGCACCCGACAGAACGCAGUUCUUUGACCAUCGGGGGAAGAUGUUCUGCCCAGGCAAGAAAAGGGUUCCGGGGAGCUUCCCACUUCACAGGGUGCUCAAAAGCGAUGACCCGGAGUUUGUCGAAUUCAUCAGCUCCUGUUUGCGAUGGGAUCCGAAUUGUCGUAUGACGCCAGUGCAGGCGCUGGCUCAUAACUGGCUCCGGACCGCGGCCACCAGCACCACCACGGCCAGCAAAGCCACCACCACCACCGUUGCUGCUCCUGGCAGUGUGAAGCACUCUGGAGCUGCUGAGCGACGAAUGGAGCCGGCACAGCGCCCAUCCUCCUUGCUCGCCCAGGCCUCUAAAGAGAAGUUGAAGGUUGUGGAGGAAGAGACCAUGGUGGAGGAGCUGGUGGUGCAAGAGGAGGAGACUCUCGUGGAGGAGCUGGUGGUACUCGAGGAGACCCUGGUAGAGGAGUUGGUGGUACAGGAGGAGACCUUGGUGGAGGAGUUGGUGGUACUUGAGGAGACCUUGGUGGAGGAGUUGGUGGUACAGGAGGAGACCCUGGUGGAGGAGUUGGUGGUACAAAAGACUCUGGUAGAGGAGUUGGUGGUACAGGAGGAGACCUUGGUGGAGGAGUUGGUGGUACAGGAGACCCUGGUGGAGGAGUUGGUGGUACAGGAGGAGACCUUGGUGGAGGAGUUGGUGGUACUUGAGGAGACCUUGGUGGAGGAGUUGGUGGUACAGGAGGAGACCUUGGUGGAGGAGUUGGUGGUACAGGAGACCCUGGUGGAGGAGUUUGUGGUACUUGAGGAGACGCUGGUGGAGGAGUUGGUGGUACAGGAGACCCUGGUGGAGGAGUUGGUGGUACAGGAGGAGACUCUGGUAGAGGAGUUGGUGGUGCAGCAGGAGAAGAGGAAGCAAGGGAGCCUGGCCCGCAUAGGGAGAGCCAUCCGCUCACUCCUCCGACGUGUGCUGCUUGUGGUGGCCGGUCCACUGCACAGUAGGGGUGGUGGAGGUGGUGGAUCAGUGUGA
This is a messenger RNA of Lethenteron reissneri (Far Eastern brook lamprey), 2068 nucleotides long. RefSeq names its product dual specificity tyrosine-phosphorylation-regulated kinase 4-like. Gene Ontology annotation, molecular function: protein serine/threonine kinase activity; ATP binding. The record is from RefSeq and is a predicted model, not a curated record. Gene Ontology annotation, biological process: peptidyl-threonine phosphorylation; peptidyl-serine phosphorylation. NCBI's taxonomy places the organism in Eukaryota, Metazoa, Chordata, Hyperoartia, Petromyzontiformes, Petromyzontidae.